Molecule: messenger RNA, 3210 nt
Organism: Peniophora sp. CBMAI 1063
Lineage: Eukaryota; Fungi; Basidiomycota; Agaricomycetes; Russulales; Peniophoraceae
Source: the annotation of a GenBank genome assembly
AUGGCCACGCGAUCCCAGCCGAAACCACCGCCACCCCUCCCACGUCCCGCCCGCAAGUCCCAGGCGGGAAACGUGCCCGCUCCGACGCCUGCCCCAUUGCCGUUGGCUGGCAAGAAACGGCCGCUCCCGAAAUUCAAAAAGAAAAAGCAAGAAAAACCCACAAUCGUGACUCGCACCGCACCUGAGGAUGUCGACGUCGCCGUCGAGUGGCCUGGGGGUAUGGUUUUGCUUGGCGUUGGCACGUCGUACCGCCCUCCCGCCCCUGAAAAGGGCCUCACGUAUGCUGAGGGAUUCGGUGGCGAUGGUCUCUGGCGCUGGCACGAAUUUACGCGGCACCCCGAGCUCCUCGACCACACCGCGCCCUUCAUGGCCUGGGCUCAUAUUCCGACGCAGGACCAGAGGGACCAGUCGAUACUCUACCGCCGCGCGUCUAGGCAAGACUGCGCGCGGCUUCCGGACGAAGCUGCGGAGGGGAAGGAGAUGUUUGAAGGGAGGAAAAAGCUAGGGAAGAAGGGCAUGGGCACGGUGAACGGGAUGUACAGGCUCACCGACGAGUUGUACAAGGACAUGAAGGCGCGACAUACUACCCUCCGCCAGCAUUGCGACUUCGCGACGCGCCUCCUGAAGCGGGCAUCGAAAGAGUGCAUGGACGGCGUCAGCCCCCACAGCGUCAUCCGCGUCAUCCUGGCGAAUGUGCGCGAGCCCGUCCGCGAGUAUCUUGACGUCGUCCACGCCUGCGAACACCUCCGGUACGGCCGCAUCUCCGCCUUCCAGGAGUUCGAUGUCUGUUUCUCGGCGUUUCAGCGCGCCCACAACGUCAUGCUCGCCUACUUCGAUUUCGCCUGCUCGAUCCUUCCCCCGUCUAUCGCGCCUGGUCUCGCGGAACUCCCCAAGCUGACGUCGAGCGAACAUCGCCGCGGAGUCGUGCUGGCCGGGGAAGAUAUCAAGACGUACAUCCGGUUUUUCAAGGCCCAUCGCAUCCCGGUCUGGGUCGUCAUCCGCGUCAUCCUGGCGAAUGUGCGCGAGCCCGUCCGCGAAUACCUCGAUGUUGUGCACGCCUGCGAACGCCUCCGGUACGGCCGCAUCUCCGUAUUCCAGGAGUUCGACGUCUGUUUCUCGGCGUUUCAGCGCGCCCUCAACGUGAUGCUCGCCUACUUCGACUUCGCCUGCUCGAUCCUUCCCCCGUCUAUUGCGCCUGGUCUCGCCGAGCUCCCCAAGCUCACGUCGAGCGAACAACGCCGCGGAGUCGUGCUGGCCGGGGAAGAUAUCAAGACGUACAUCCGGUUCUUCAAGGCCCAUCGCAUUCCGGUCUGGGUGUAUGCCGCGAUGAACACGAUCUUCAUCCCCGCUGGGAAGCUUGGCCCUCCCGAUUCUCCUCGCUGCGACGUCUCUGCGUGCCCGAUCCUGAACGACUUCAAGCAGAGGUCGCUGCCUCUGCGCUGGUACCCCCCGCCUCCUCAUUGUCCCUGGGCGAUGAUCGAGCCCAUCGGGCGCGGCUAUGUCCCGCGACCGGACGAAGACUCUUUCGAGCUGGGGCAGGAGGCGGCGAAGAAGAAGAAGAAGUGGGACGGGGCAUUAAAAAGACAAGAAGAGAUUCGCGAGGGUCAAGCGCGAAAGCUGGAGAACCUCAAGAAUAUCUUCGGAGACCUCGGUUCCUCGCUCGAGCGGUAUCAGAAGAUGGCCGUGCGUUCGCCAGCCGCGCAACGGUACUUCGCCAACAAGAUCAAGCCACGACCGGCUUGGGCGCCCCCUAUCGACAGCACGUACAUGGUGGCGCUCGACGGUGCCAUGAAGCACCUCGACUUCCUCACACGUCCCCUCCCCCACCCCGUCAUCGACACCAGCCACCCGAACUUCUACAAGAUCGCGCCCAAGAUCCCGCGCGAGCAACUGGACGCCUUGCUCGAGUUCCAGCGAAGCCAACUGGUGCUUAAGACGUGGGUGCCCCCGUUGUCGGUGUUCACCAACCCGACCAAGUGGGAGAAGACCGUCGAGUUGGUCUCCAACGCCGUCACCCUCCUACCGGUCAUGUUUGAGCGGCUGUACUGGACUCGCCACGCCGACGACGUUCACCCGCUCACCCCCACCGAGUGGCGCGACAUCCUCACGAUCACGCACUGGAAGGGCGUCUGGAACAAUUACCAUCGGGAGAAGUACAUCGAGGAGAAGCUGGUGGAGUUAAGGACCAAGGAGGACUGGGAUGAGGCGAAGGAGGCGGAGACGCGCGCGCAGCUGAAGGGCGAGAAGAUCCCGCUCGAGCCAUACAUCCACGAAGAGUACGACAAAUAUGGAAGCCCGAAGUUCUUCGGGCAGAGGCUUACUGACGAAGUGAUCUCGUGCCUCGCUCCGGGGCAGGAACGCUGGAACUUUCUACGAGGCGACCUGACGUGCGGCCACCCAGCGACGAAGGAGCGCCUCAUAAAGGACCCGGAACUCGUCCACAACAUCUUGCUGUGGUUCGAGCUACUGUCCCGUAUGUUCUGGUUUGCCGACUUGAAUUCGCAGGCGCUUGCAAGGGAGGGGGUCCCUGCGUCAGCGGACGGCUGGCGCCACACGCCCAUCUUCUCAGACGAGAAAGAUCGGCAGCGCCCGACCGCGAAACUCAUCAUGCAGGCUGUCAUCCACCAUCAAGUGGUUGAUAAGACCGGGUGGCCAGGCGGCGGGGAGGACGCCGGCGAUACCUUCAUGUUGCCAGAGGAUCUCGGACACAUCGCCCAACUCCUCAUCGGCGCCGACCACGCCCAUUUCGUCGACCAGUACAUGGAGCGUGAUCUGGACUGGUAUACCGUGCAGGACUUGAGGGAGCUCAUGCCCGAGGGCGGCGAACCCUUCGGCUCGGUGUCUGACGCCGAGUUCGGUACUGUGACAGAGCAACUGCUCCUGCGCUACAUACUGACCUCGUUUGGCGCUCGGCAGUGGCCCGUCGAGUUCACCACGCUCCCCCGGCACUCCCUCGACCAAUACAAAUGCAUGGAGUGCCGCCCUGCCGCCAAAACCCGCGAACGGCCCGAAGACGAUGCUGACGCGGCGGCGGCGUUGUCUGUGGCGUUGGGCACUGUCCCCCCCACCCCUCAUCCGCAUCUGGGCGAUCCCGCGCCGAUGGAUACAGGGAUGGACGUCCGGUUCCAGUACGACCCCGACCCGUUCUGGGAAAGCUACGACGGCCACCUUUCCGACGAGCCCGGUGAGAACGAAGGGUUCUCGGACUAG